AUGGUGUCUAAGACAACAACCACGAAGAUACGCAAUGCUGGUCACCUCAAUUACAGACAGAUCGGAACUAUCUGGCCAAGACAUAGUUAUAGCUACAACAAAGAGCUCUUUGGUGUCAUGUUCAGCCACUACAGCUUGUACAACUCGCCCCACCUCGCUCUGAUGGCUUUGACUCAGGAUAUGAUUCAGGACCUGGACUCAUCAAUGACCAAGGAUCGAGAACGAGUGUUUACAACUAGACGCUGCCGCGAAUCCAUUUCCCGCGCCUGGGAAUCAGACAGGCGACAUGUUGAAGCCAUCGAGGACUAUCGGAGAGGUAUAGACUAUGGAGGUCAAGGACUGCAUGGCCAGCUUAUUUGUGACGGCGAUGGAGAUGAGGCACCACCAGGUGACACCACCGGGUGA
Messenger RNA from Metarhizium brunneum ARSEF 3297, 405 nucleotides. RefSeq lists its product as uncharacterized. The record is from RefSeq and is a predicted model, not a curated record. Lineage: Eukaryota; Fungi; Ascomycota; Sordariomycetes; Hypocreales; Clavicipitaceae.